Molecule: messenger RNA, 14074 nt
Organism: Malaya genurostris
Lineage: Eukaryota; Metazoa; Arthropoda; Insecta; Diptera; Culicidae
Exons: 2
Coding region: 1229-2119 (296 amino acids)
Biological process (GO): animal organ morphogenesis
Molecular function (GO): BMP binding; receptor ligand activity
Source: RefSeq, a predicted model, not a curated record
UCGAAAGGAUUCCAUCAUCAUCCAUAAGAUCAUCGCAAACGGUGAGAAUGUGCGACCGGGUGGAUGUGUGCAUGUGUACUGAAUGAGACGGACGGCAGCAGGAGUGUGAAUCAAAGCAUGGGAAAACAGAAUCACCGCUGGCUCCUUCGGAUCAUUUGUGUUCCGACGUUGGAACCGUAAGCACUGUUUACGGAUUCUGUGCUCUUGAAGCUGCUAUUUGGCGUUGGUUUGCUGGAGCUGAGAUUUAGAGUGCCUUGUUGAGUUAGGGUCAAAUUAUUUGCAUGGUUUUCGAUGAUCAAAGUUUUGCUACAUCGGAUGUGUACUUCAGUUGUGGCCGUUGAUGGGUGAUGUGCUGAGUCAAAACCAAUCACACGGGAAAUUGUGUCUGCGGGAAAACGACCGCCGUUCCGAGGCGCCGUCGGUACAAAUAAAAACAAGUAAAAGAAAAGCACGCGUACAAGCGGCGCGUAGUAGAAGGAAAGUGUGGUAAUUGAACCAAAAUAAAUAAAACCCCUGGUGGAUGACCGGGAUGAAACGAUACUGCGCUCGCCUUUUCCUCCCGCUGGAAAAGCAGACCCUAGCUUCGAUCGUUUUAAUGGGAUGUUCGAAACAAUAUUUUGGUUAUUAACCUCCAAUUUCAAGCAGGACCGAAAUCGCAGUCAGUUUAUUCUAUUUAUCGCGGUUUAUGCGCUGGCCCAUCGUGAAUAGUGCCGAUGAUUUAGUGAAAACUCAGAUGUGCGGCGGGAAACUCGUGCCGGUGGUGGUUAAUUUCAGGAAGCAGAUGAAAAGAAAUAUAAACGCGCCAAACUGAACUUCUGCCAUGCCCGGAAGAAGAAAAAUAGCAGCAACAAAACUGAAGCAGUUACACACACGAGAAACGUGAAUGUAUAAUACAUGGCCAGUGUAAAUUUAUUAUUUAUUGAAAAACAUAAAUAAAUCAAAUUGAAACUUCAAUCAUUUCGCGAACGAAAAACGCUGAAUCGAGGAAUAAUUUAAGGAAAUACGAUCGACUUUGUAUUCGGUUUGUGCUUAAUAUCUUCAUUAGUGUACCCGUCGGUGUUUGCCUUCUGCAACAAUAUUUAAACAUUAUCGAGUUUGGAAAAUAAUCGUAAAAAUUUGAGUUCCGAAUUUCAAACAGCACUGGACAGUGUUUGGUGAUUGAAAUUCACCUUUAAAAGGUUCAGUAAAAUCCGCUGCUUUGUUUCAUUGGAUCAGAUAAAACGAUAAGAUGAAUCUGACAAUGAAGCUGCUGAUUCUCUUCUCUUUUCUACUGAUUUAUUCAUCCGGCCAUCGGAUACAACUGUCGGACUCCAUUCUGGACAUCAUCAACACCCGGCAUGUGGAACGGGUCCUGGCGGAGCGCAGGAUGAACGCUUCGCGGGAUGGCAAACGAUACCUGGUGCAGAACGAGCUGAUGGAUGAGGACGCUACGGAGGAUGGUACCGGUGAUCUGUACCAGACGCCCGAGGUAGCGAUCGAUUUCGACUUCAACGGACGGCGGCAGUCUGCAUUGGUAACACCGGCAUUCAAUGAGAGCGGCGGCGGUGGCGUUGGCGGCGGAGGUGGUGGUGGUGGUGGUGGUAACAGUUUUCAGUAUCAGCCCUCGGCGGGAUCCUCCCCGAAUGCGGAUAUUUUGGCUGAUUUACAAGCAUACCGGGGGGACAAGUUGCUUAAAUCCAGCAAGAAUGCACUGGUGGUGACGCGGAAGGAGUACUUGAAGAAGGAUUGGUGCAAAACCGAACCACUGGUACAGCGAAUCCGGGAGGAGGGAUGCCUCAGCCGAACGAUCAUCAAUCGCUUUUGUUACGGACAGUGCAAUUCGUUCUACAUUCCAAAGUCGCCGAGGCGUAGGCGGCAUGGUGGCGGUGGAUCUAAUGCGGCAGGUCGAAACGGUCAUCACGGAGGUCACCAUCACGGCGGAGGCCGACGGGAGGUGGACUUGGAUUUCGAAGAUGAGGAUUUGACGGGGCCAGCGUUUCGCUCGUGUGCUUUCUGUAAGCCGAAAAAGUUUACCUGGAUCACGGUGACGCUGCGGUGCCCCUCGCUGGUGCCACAACUGCGCCGGAAGCGCAUCCAACGCAUCAAGCAGUGCAAAUGCAUUGCCGAGCCAUUGAAUUAGAGUUGUUGUUAUUAUUAUUAUCAUUAUUUUUAUUACUACUAUUAUUAGUGUUGUUGCUGAGGAUGGUACGUGAAAGUGGAAUGCAUAUGCGGUUUUGUUUUGCGAGUGGGAUGUUUGAGGUGCGCGAAAGUGACAGUCUAAAGCCGUGGGAUUAAGAGUAGGUUUUAUUUUGUUUUUUUUUAGGUUUUUAGUUCUGUUUAAUAGCCUUGUUUCGUUUUAAGAUUUGAGAUAUCAUUGAGCUCUUGUGUACUUUGUUAGUUGGAUCAUGAAACACUGGGAACAAUGAACGGUUCGGAACGGACACGGAAAUACUUUUGACAGUACGUUGAUUUGAAAUAUGUGUCAAUAUUCAUUUUUGAUACACGGCACAUACUUGCAAGUUUGAGCAGCAUUGUAGUUUUCAUUAACUGCACUUCGAAUUACGGCUCGUAACAUGAAUUGGCAUGUACAUUUCAGGCAAAACCGCAUAACUCUGAAAAUUCGCAUAAAAAAGUCGCAUAAAAAACCGCAUAAACCUUAGUGUAUACUAAAUUGCGGGCGUUCAAGCGUUAAAAUCGAAACUUGGCCGAGAUAUUGCGCUUAGAAAACAAAUAACAAUUGUCGAAAGCUUGUUUCUAAAUUUUAUCACCUGAGCAAUCUUCAUCUUCGCUUACAAAAACUUACACAGAAAAAAAUUAUGAAUUUUACAGUUGACAUAAUUCUACAAACGAUACAAUUCAUAACUACUUAAUUUGUCAAAUUAUGUAAUAUUCCAUUCGUACAGAAUUUUACAAGCGCCUAGUGUUAUUUGCACUCGGUUACCAAUUGCCGCUUUUUGGAUCAAUUAUUCAUUAGGCAGAUAUGUGCUUCUGUGGCUCAGUCGAUUAACUGGAGUGCUUUGUGAUCUAAUGUUUCUCGGUUCAAGUCGCGCUGUUGCUAUCAAUUUUUUGUUGUUUAUUUCAUUCGAUUUCAAGUCAUAUAAUUGUCAAAUCACACAAUUUUACAUGUUCUUGAAUAUAAAUUUGUGUAAAAUAUGACGCUCGAUUUAUGUGCAUCUUAUAAGAUGUAAACUCACAACAACUUUUGGAACUGUGUAAACUUCUAAAUACUUCGAAUUGGAACUAGUACCGGAUUUUUCGAUAUAACUUGACAAAGGCAAACAAAGUUGGCUUUAAAAAUGUUAUAAUCAUAGAAGACUAAUAAUAAAUUUUUUUUCUAGAAUUAGAGCUUCGGUCGCGAAGUUAUAUGUAGAUAAGUGCCUUCAGGCUCGAAAUAUCACUGCGGGGAGGAAAAAAAAAUGCACUACAGUUUAUUCAACAUGGAAAAAAUCAACAAUUUGAUUCUUCUAUGAAUUCAAAAUAGAUCCUAAAGAACUAUCUGAUAUACUUACUUCCAGUUCUGGUGUCAGUAUUUAAGCAAUGCCUCAUUCUCGAAAACUAAUAUCUUAAAAUUAGCCGAAAAUGGUCAUUUACAUUUAGACGCUGAAAACAAUCGGAAAUAUUGUGUGUAAAUGAUAUUUAAACGCUUGAUUAAUAUAUAACAAGUGUUUUUUAUAUGAAAAAACUCAUGUUAUCUUCAAACUACUGAUUUUGAGAAAUAUAAAAAAUGAUCAGAUUUUUUUUUCAGUGAAAUUGUUUUCGAGUCAAGAUCAAAGUUGAAACAAAAAGAAAAAAACGCAUCACUUAUAAUCUUUCUUGUUGUUUGAUCAAUGAAAACCAGAGCUUGAAAUUGUCACGCAUUCUCAAUGAAAGAAUCCAAUCCAACAGCCUCAUGUUCAAUAUUUUACUGUCUCAUUCGCAAAUGACCGACACCAGAACAAACGAAGAGAGACGAAGCAUUUUUUUUCUCAUUGAAAAUAAGAGAGAUUAAAAUUGCCAACGUCACUCUUUCCUUUAUGACAAGACGAACCCAAACUAACGUCAGCAGAAUUUCAGUUCUUAUUCUUUCAUCGCUGUAUUGAAAAUCUAUGACGCUUGACUAUAAUAUUGACUAGUCACAAAAAUAUGAAAUAUGGAGGUAAUUACACUCCAGAACCUAUUUGGAAACCAAAACUACUACAGAUUCGAGUACCAGCAGGCAAAGGUCAUUGUGAGACUUUUUUCUGUCAUUUUUGAUUCUCAAAGCUUCGGUUGAAUAUCGGCACUGCAUGCUAUGGGAUUUUCACUGAAAGCCGCAAACGACUGAAAGGGCAAAUGAAAGAAAGAACACAAUUUUGAAACUACUGUUCCGCUUAUGUCAUUGACUGGACAUGGAUUUCGUUCUCAUAGUUUGCCAGCGAAGCUAAGAGUGACAUUAAUGUCUCUUCAUUUUCGUCUAUUUUGAGUCAAUGAAAAUGACUUUCAAUAGCUCUACUGAAAACAAUUCACAAAUUUGAAAAUGUUGGCACUCGUGCGCACACAAACUGAGUGAAUGCUCUUCUUCACAGUUCGAAAAAAUCUUGUGAUUUUAAAUCUUAUAACAAGCACAUAAAUGGAGCGUCGUAUUUCUUACAAAUUUACAUUCAAGAACAUGUAAACUUGUGUGAUUUGAAAAUUACAUGACUUGAAAUCGAAGGAAAAAAAAACGAUAGCAAUGGCGCGACUUGAACUGAGAAACAUUGGAUCACAGAGCAUUCCAGUUAAUUGGAGCCACUAGCUGUCGGAUGAAUAAUUAAUACAUAUAACCAUACAGCAGCACUUGGUAGUCGAGUGCAAAUUACACUCGGAGCUUGUAAAAUUCUGUAUGAACGGAAUAUUGCGUCAUUUGACAAGUUAAGUAAUUAUGAUUUGUAUCGUUUAUAGAAUUAUGUGAUCUGUAAAAUUCAUCUUUUUAUUUGCUGUAGAUUUUUGAGCAAUUUGUCCUAGUUUGGCACCGAAAGAACAGCUAUUUUCAAGUUUUCUUUAUCAAGAUGUGCUUUUUUCCGCUUAUAAGUGCAAUCGAUUUUUCUGAAAACAAUUUAAUUCAAUUAGUAUUGACAUCUGUUUUGUUGAUACGUCCCAAUAAUAGUGUAGAGCUACAUAAAAUCAACAAUUAUUGUAAAAAAUCCAGCAUCAAUUCACGGCUUAGACCGAAUCUAUCAGCCACUUUAACCAAAAAGUGGCAAUUUUCGCCGCAACGUAAAAUGGUUCAGCCAGAGAUCAUCAUUCCAUAAAGUGGAAUUAAAUUUUCAGAUUCAGAUAGUUUCUUUCUACAAUACCGAAACUUGAACCAAAUUGAUCAACGGAAUCAUUUAAUUUUCUGCUCUUGAAGUUGGAAGUGCUGUUUUUGUUUUUGCGCGCAAAAAUUUAACGAUAGAUAACAAUCAAUCAAAACCCGAUUCCAUGAUGCAGAUUUAACUAGUUCAGAACUAUUUCUGGUGGUAGAGCUAUCAAGUUCUGAGCAGUUCUUUGGAAUGAUUAGCAUUGGAGAAAAAUACAAUGAAAAGUGGACAACGGUGGGGAACAUUAUUCAAAAUCAGCCCGUCUAAUGGCUCUAAAUGUUAUCUAAAGAAUUACAAUAAUUACUUCUUUGAAAUUGAAGGUAAAAAUCAUCAGCCUAAUGCAAAUCUAGAAUAAUUUGAUUAGCUUUGUGCAGUUUUCGCAGUGCGGAAUUCGCCCAAACGAAUAAAAAUAAAGCCAGCAUUUGGCGUUGAAGAAAAAUUCUCAAACGCUCGGGUAGGGAUUUUCAUCGAAUUUAUUUUUUCAAAAAAUCAUAACUCUUGAUACCGUUGACCAAUUUUCAUGCGUCCAGUGUCAAAAAAAAAAAACAGAUUUUCUUCUAGUCCAUGCUGACUCGUACGGUACCGCAGCGGUGUAAAAACACCGGAGUUAUUCCAGAUCGCGUUGGGGUAUGUCUGUUCUGCCGUUAGAAGUUUUUGAUACAUAAAAUUUUAUAUAAGUAUGGAAUUAAUAAGGAAAUUGUAUAAAAUGUGUCCAAUUCCGGUAAAUCCGGAUUGUGGUCCCAUAGAAUUGUGCUUGAAAUUUGACAUGGCAUUUCAUCUCAGGACUUUUCAAGUUGUUAAAAGACUUUCAAAACUAAUUUGGGAACUCCAGUUCAGUUGAUCUGCAUAUAUUCGAGAUUUUGAUGUAAAUUCAAAGUACUUUCCACUUAGAGCUGUUUGAUCAACUGCCUUUUGCCACCUUUAUAACAUACUUCUAACAGCAGAACAGACAUACCCCAACGCGAUUUGGAAUAACUCCGGUGUUUUUGGACCGCUGCGGUUCCGUAUGAGUCAGCAUGGACUACAAGAAAAUCUGUUUUUUUAACACUGGACGCAUCGAAAAUGAUAAACGGUAUCAAGAGUUAUGAUUUUUUGAAAAAAUAAAUUCGUAGAAAAUCCUACCCGAGCGUUUGAGUGUUAAUAUCGCAGUUAAAUCCACAAUGCGGAAUCCACUCUUCUGAAAGCCAGAAAUGAGUCCAGUACAACAUUUUGAUAGUUUCUUUCGUCGAAAUAUUCAAAUCCGUAAUGAAAAAAUCAAGAAUGAGUGAACUGGAGUUCUUUUUAAAUAAUGUUACAUACCAAAUCAUAUUUACGGAUGUCGGUAAAAUUGUACUGAUUUUCAAACAGCAGAACAGUCAGUCUGUUCGUUUUACUGAAUUACUUGUAAAAUUCAUAUCAACAAUGAACUGUCAAAAUUUACUGAUUGGUUCAUCACUUGAUACCGAAGUUUGAUGAGUUUUGCGAAUAAAUCGGAAUAAAUUUUGGAAAUAUUGAAUAUUAGAAAACUUUCUAUUUGAUUUGAAUAAUACAAUUAAUAAGAAUCAGCGUGAAAAAAACUCAGAUUUUUCUAAUGGUAGUUUAGAUUAAUUAAUGGUAUUUACAUGUGAGAUAAAACUAUAUUGAAUUAUUUAGGACGUCGCAUAAAUGAGACAUCCGGCAGAAGAAAGUUACGUUUAAUGUGCUGUACGAGCCCUUCAACAUAAACCGGAACUUUUUUCCGGCAAAAAAGCAGAUGAUAUACUACGACGGAAACUUGCGUAUCUUGCUAAAACGUGAGAAAACUUAUGAAGGAUUAUAAAUAUACUUACUCAACAGAUCCUUCACCUCUUCAUCCCCGAGCAAGUCUAAAAUAUUGUCCAUUAUCCGGGCAAAAUAUUUUUAACUCACUGAAAACACCGAUAAUUUUUUUUCUAACAACAAAAUGGCGCGAUUCAACAGGUUUUCUUUUCACCGAAAGCGUUCAGUAAAAAUCACUGAAGCUCAGCACUGUUUACAUAUUUUUCCGUGUUGAUUUACUUACUACUGAAAAUCGGAGCAAUUUUUACUGAAUAGUGUAGAUGCGAUGACGUUUCAUUGUUUAUAAAAUACGUCAGUAAAAAAGAUACUACUUUUCAGCAAAGUUAUCGUGUGAAUUACCGACAACUGGUGAAUGUUUUACCGAAGUCGGUAAAAUGGAAUAAAUUUACAUUAUUUUUUGUUGUAAAAAUAAAUUUUACAUAUCAAAACUGUAGAAAAAAACGUGCUUAAUCCACCUAUCAGUGAGAUGAUACCUUUUUUUUAUCAAUCCGCAUGUGUUUUUUUCAUGAAUAUUCUUCGGUUUUCAUGACAUUAUUUUAAUGACCGUCGUUUUAAGCUGCAAUUUAACAUUUUAAUCACUCAUUACUCUAUCUAAAAAGGUUACAAUCGAUUAAACUUUUCAUGAUAUGUCGAAGUGAGUUCCACUUUAGAAUUUACGGUAAUUUAAGGUACUUCCAGAGCCGGUAUUCAGGAACCAGCAUAAACCAAACCGAUUCGUAUGGCCAUAUGACGAAUAAAUUGCAAUAGUUUUGAGUCCAACUUUGAAACUUUUCGGGAUUAUCAUCUUCUAUAUCGGUUUGAAUUUUAAAAAUUCAUCCUCCUGUAAUUCCAGAAUCGGAAGUCAGCAUUGAAUAAAAUUAAUUAAUUUUGUGUGGGACUAUAAGUUUAUUUUAAUUUGAAUUUUUUCUGAAAUUCGAUUUGGCUUUAUUUGAGAAAACGAUUGAGCUUUGAGAAACGAUUCGAUACUGGAGCCGGAAUUCAAAAAUCGGUGUAGCCGAAGUCAGACAAAUUCACCUGAUUAGUUUACAUUUGUUUCAAUAUGUUUGAAAAUCAGUAUAGACAUCUUUGAGAAAUCGUAGUACGAGUGAAAUUGUUGAGUGCCUUCCGAAUCGAAAACUGAAUACCACUAAAACUGAAAUAAGUUUAUUUGGUUGUCGACUAUUCAAAUCAGCAAAUCUUAGAUGAUUCUUAGAUAUCAUUUGAAUCUUAGAUCGGUUCAGCCAUCUACGAGGAAAAUAAGUUACACAAUUUUAAUUUCGUUUCAUAUAUCAUCCUGUAGUUCCGGAACCAGAGGUCGGAACCAAACAUAAUGCAGGAAUUUUGUUUGGGAGCAUACGACUUUUCGUAUAAAUCUGAAUUUGUAGAAAAGAAAUUUUCCGAGAAAAUUAGGUGAAAUUAUUUGUCACACACGCAUUUGCUGAUCUCGACGAACUGAUUCGAAUGGUAUAUGGUUGUUAUGUUGUUCCAGCAUUUAUUGCUGUAAGUAGUUUAAAACAAUAUAAUUAUGAAAUUGUUCAGAAUUCGGAAGUACUGCCAUCUUUCCAAUAUGUCAUAUUCGAACGAUGUUGCCAAAAACGAACCGUGCUAAAAUUGGUCCGAGGCAAAAUGUCAUGAAAAAUAAUGCUGUUCACAGUCUUUUUGGUACUUAGAAACUAUUGUAUGUAACAGUAUAAAAAAUCGUGUUUUACGUUGCUCCCAAGCCUUUCUUUGCCAUACAGCGCUCAGAACUUCUACUGCUGGAAUAUGGGGGAAAAGUCGCUUACACAAAAAAUUCGAUAUCUCCGUUAAAAAUGGACGGAUUUUAACAAUCUAUGGCUUGUUGGAUAGCUAUUACCGUGCGGAAUCUACGUCUGAAAACAUAUUCUGUUUUCAAGGUCAAUUGUGACAGAUACUGUCAAAAAACUGAAAAUUUUGACAUAAAACUUCGUAUAACUCAAAAAGUAAACAUCCGAUCUCAAAACCAUUCAAUAGCGUUCUGGGUGACGGGGAGACCUUUCAUUCGCGACUAGUUUGAUAAAAAUCGGUCCAGCCAUCUCUGAGAUCUCGACCUCUUAGUUGACAACACACAUACAGACACACACACAUACACACACACACACACACAGACAUUUGCUCAGUUCGUCGAGCUGAAUCGAUUGGUAUAUGACAUUCGGCCCUCCGGGCCUCGGAAAUUUUUUCGAAAGUUUGAGCGAAUUCUAUACCUAUUUUUUAUAUAUAUAAAAAAAGGUAAAAACCGGACAUCAAGUUUGAUGUGUAGUUCUCUAUUCGUUUCAAUAGAAAUGGAAGUAAUCGAAUUUUUCGUGGAUGUACACAAAUUAGCUGCGUGUAACGGAAUGGUUGCUGGUUCGAGGAAGUUCUAGUAGAAAAUGCAUGCAUUCGCGACCUUGGAAAAUGUAUACAAAAGAGAAUGAAUAUUGGUAGAAACACAUGCAAAACUUACCUUACCUAACAGCUAUAGUCCUGGGGUGUCCUUUGCUGUAUCAAGCAUACGUCUUCACAUAACUCGGUCCAUGGCUGCUCGUCACCAGCCACUCAAGGCACGGAUGCUUCUGAGAUCACCCUCCACUUGAUCGAUCCACCUUGCUCGCUGCACUCCUCUUCUUCUUGUACCAGUCGGAUUAGAUUCAAGAACCAUUUUCACUGGGCUGUCGUUCGACAUCCUUAUGACAUGCCCAGCCCAUCGUAGACGUCCGAUUUUAGCUGUCCGUACGAUAGGUGGUUCCCCUAGCAGCUGUUGCAAUUCGUGAUUCAUACGCCGUCUCCACGUUCCGUCUUCCAUCUGCACUCCGUCCUAGAUGGUACUCAGUACCUUUCUUUCGAAAACACUGAGGGCGCGUUGGUCCUCUGCCAACAUAGUCCAGGUCUCGUGGCGAAAGAGAACCACCGGUCUAAUGAGCGUUUUGUAGAUGGUCAAUUUCGUGCGAUGGCGUACUUUCUCGGUCGAAGGGUUUUUCUGAGUCCAAACUACGCACGAUUACCUGUCUAUGAAUUUCUCUACUGGUAUCAUUAUCGGCGGUCAUCAAUGAGCCCAAAUACACGAACUCGUCAACCACUUCGAUAUCGCCACCGUCUAUUAAUAUUCGUGGUGGAAGGCGUAGUGUUUCUUCUGUAGAGCCUCUUCCUCUCAUGUAUUUUGUUUUUGACGCAUUUAUGGCCAGUCCGAUACGCCUAGCUUUAGUUUUCAGUCCGAUGUAGGUUUCCGUCAUCUUCUCAGCCGAAAAGUUGUACGGACUUUCGGAAGAUCGUGCCACUCGUGUCGAUCCUCGCUCUUCGCAUCACACCUUGAAAGGGCAAUAUUCAACAAGAUACAAGAGAGUCCAUCAUCUUGCCGUAGCCCUCUCCGAGAUUCGAAGGGACUCGAAAGCGUCCCAGAUACUCGGACGUAGCACAUCACUAUAUCCAUCGUUGCUUUGACCAAUCGUCAGUUUAUUCGGGAAACCGUAUUCGUGCAUUAUCUGCCAUAGCUGUUCUCGAUCGAUUGUGUCGUAUGCCGCUUUGAAGUCAAUGAAUAGGUGAUGCGUGGGUACGUUGUAUUCACGACACUUCUGGAGUACUUGUCUUAUCGCGAAUAUGUGAUCCGUAGUGGCGCGGACUCUCGUAAAUCCCGCUUGGACGACUGACAGUGCAAAAAGUACUCACUAUUAUUGGAUUUAUUUACUACCAAAUAUUAUUUGUGAUUCUCAUAUUAUUUUCGAAGAAACAUACAAAGUUUCAGAACUACGAACGAACGGUUGAACAGAACUAGUUCUUUCGGUAGAACUAUCAUGUUCUGAGCGGUUUUUUUUAAACGAACGGUUUUGCUCAUCUCUAGUUGUUCUACAAUUUCAUUGUCAGUGAUCAACAGUGAGUCUAUCAAUAUUUGUGGUGAAAGGUAUACUAUUUCUACGUAAAAGCUUAAUCUUUUCUCGAAUUUCGUCUUCGAUGAAUUGAUAGUCAGCUAGAUGUUCCUGGUUUCGACCGUCUGUCCGGUGUAUGAUUCCAUCAUCAUCUCAAAGUUACGUGUCUCAGUCAGUGCGGUAAAAUUUCAGUUUCAAUCGAAUAAUAUCAGAUAAAAAUCAAAUUUUUACGGCCACUGACCGUUAAUAUAUCGAUACAAAUUCAAUUUGCUGCCAUUUUCAAGUGAAGCUCCCAGAAUUCAUCGUCAGUUGAAUAAUCAUACCUAGUCAUUUGAAGUUUUGCUUGCUCAGUUUCAAGUGCCAAAUUCAUUGUCUUCGCUGUUGGUAGUGAGCAAGUUCGGAUGAAUAUAAUUAUAAAUAGAGUGAAGUAUUGAAAAUGAAAACUGAAGGAGAAAAUUAUUAAUUUAUGUGUAUUAUGUAAUUGAUAUUUCAGCUAUCUGGUCUGUCUUUCAUCUAUUAUCUUGAACCAAUUCGAAUGUUUACAUAAACCUCAUUUGAAGGCCGCUCUCACACUAUUGAAUAAGAUAUUUUGUUACUUCAAGACAUCAACUGACGGUGGUUAAACUGAGCUUUGUUUUGAAGAGAAUCGAUUGAAGAUCUGAAUGCUGCCCGUUAGGUACGUCAACGAACGUUGUGUGUGUCAGAAUCUGAAGUUUACUGCAGUAGAGAGAUCGUCAAUGUGUUUCACAUUCGGUUUCAAUUGAAUUGAAUGAUUUUUUACUGCACUGCUCUCAGUAUCAACUUCUUCCGAGAACCCAGUCAUAUCACACGAAAUAUUUUCAUGAUUUGCCAUACUGAAGAUACGAAUGAAAUUUCAUAUAAAUCGCAUGUUUAGAAUUGCUUAAAAUGCAUAAAAAAUUGAACGCUAGACCAUAUUCCGCUGAAACAGAAAGAACAUAUUAGAAUUUCAAUAUUCCAGCAAUUUUGUCUCAUCCAAAAGUUCGCUGGAAUGGAGCAAAUGGCUGUUAUCAAGUUGCACUUCAUAGCGUUCGGUGCAGCUUCACAAAACAUUCAAACAUCUCAUCGCGCAACAUCGGUGCUGAUUCAUAGUCCACCGGAACAGAAGCUACUCCCAGGCACUCCCUCGUCUCGAAUGAGCACCAAAAUCAACACAACGCACAGAUUUAUCGGAUUAGUGGCAUCGAAUGUCGCAUUACAAUAAUCAAUCGUUUGCCAUUCGUUAGCGGAUUAUCUCUCCGAAUUGGAGCUAGCGUAGCGUACAUAUGAUAGCACGAAUUUUGCCGCCAUCUUAUUGGCAAAUAUUUAAUGCGCAUGCAAACAGGUGCUAAUCAAUCGGUGAGUCACGCUCCAAAGUCGCAGCCGUCGCUCGGUUGUCUGCUGCGGAACGCCGAAAACUCGAUAGGCAACCUGAUUCCUGGCACCAUUUUCAUUCCGUCAACACUCCGUCGGAUGGCUGGCAGCCUGCUCAAGGCGCACACGGCUAGCCCGAGGAUGAGAUAAUGCCUUUGCCAGCCAGAUGUGACAGUCACUCGCGUUAUUGAAUAAAUUAUAGACCCCCCCGAUCAAGGGGUGUAAAUUAUUGAACACAGUUUAUUUUUAUAUUGAGUUUUGAAAUUUUCGGAAACAAAACACUCCGAACGCGCGCGAGGAAAGCUCCGGACACGCAACAAACGACGACCACGACCAGCAGACCAGCCCCCAAGGCUGAGAGGAUAUCUGCACAAGUGACUCAUCCGUGCCGGUCGGCUCUACUCGAACAGGUUAUGGACAAUAAUGACCAUAGUCGCAUGUGCUGGACUGGCGUUGCCAAAAAAAAAAACGAAUGUUGUGAGGUUUUAAAAAUUAUCAAUAAAAACCGUCGCUUACGGACAACUGCGCCGGUGUUGUGAAUUAAUUUUUGCACGCCCGACCUCACGACGCUUUUUGAGACUUUAUGGCACUAUCGCGCGGAGAACGAUGAGUCAAACCACGGUAAAAGAUGUCAUCGCGGGUGGAUUAGUUUGCGGGUGGUUCUGCUUCUUGUAUGUACAACUUUGUAUAUGGAAGGUGUGAUGGACAGCUGAGCUUGAGCUUCGCCUGCCGGCAGUCGCACUUUCACGGGGCGAUUCACGUUUCAGGUUUAGUUCCAUCGGAUGUUCUAAAAAUAAUUUUGGUGUUAUCGAAGCUAUGCUAAUUUUUGAGUCAACUCUUGUUCUACUAAUUCAUUGAGUUCGAAUGCUUUCAGGACUGUUCCGACUGUUCAUCCUACCCUUAUUUUUUUUUUGGUUCGUUGAUCCAAUCUAUUACACAAACAACCAAGCACGCGUGUUUUUGGGAUCGUAGAGAAACCAGUAACACUCAUGCGAUCGUAUCCACCUUCAAUGAUAAGAGAUAACGUAUUUAUUAUAAAAUUGCCUGCGUGCGAUCCCGUAUAAAGUAGCAAUAGGAAGAUAGUCGAACAUUAUUUUUGUAAAAAGAGAAAUCAAACAAUGAAAUAAAACAAAAACUUUUUCGAGCGAAAACUAUAAUCAAUCACGAACACAAAAGCUGAGAUUAACGAAUACUUGGUGGCCAUUAGAAUAACCAAUUUAACUGGUAGAACACAUCCCGUCCAUUAAAGGGACGGGAUCCUUAGCUGGUAGGAACGAAAACGAUGCUUUAAAAUCAUUCUCUUGUUUCUAAGCGUUAAACAUAGGCAUUUCAUGUUGCACAAUAAUUUCCGCUGUGGACGGUCAGCUUCAUGCAUAACUAAAAUUAAUCGUUAUUUAUUAAACAAAUGGAAAAGCUCUAAAACGAAUGUUCCUAUUAAAAUGUAAAUUUAAGCGAGGAGUGAAUAGAGUUUACUCAGUUUGUAAUUUAUUUGUAAUGAUUUUAAUUUCAUUAAACCGUAGACCCUUUUUGAAUGUAGCAACAAAACAACCAGUGGAGCAUAUUUUUAGUUCGUAAGCAUACUUUGGUUGCUAGCCAAACCUGACCAUAAUUACAAAUUACGAAAGGUGUGAUCUAUUAAAAAUCGUAGACAAUGACUAAGUUGAUUUUGUAAAGAAAAAAAAUUGUGCUUUGUAAUCGUUCAUGUACUUCUCUCCAAGCCAGUAUAUGCAAAAGAACGAGAACACAGGAUUAGUAAUGGAAAGAAAAAAAAAGUAGAAUAAAAGCUCUCAGUAC